Heterobilharzia americana is the source of this 2301-nucleotide messenger RNA. The record is from the annotation of a GenBank genome assembly. NCBI's taxonomy places the organism in Eukaryota, Metazoa, Platyhelminthes, Trematoda, Strigeidida, Schistosomatidae.
AUGUCCGCUGCCGGUGCAUCUGUAGGGCCGGGAGCUCUAAUGCUCCAGUCUUCUGGGUCAAGAAUUUCUCCCUUAGGACGAGAGGCUGAAAAGUUGAUGACUAAUGAAGAAAAACAACGUGCUGCUACUGCUGCCGCCGCUGCAGCAGCAGGUAGUUUUCUGCUAUCUAACCGUUCAUCUGGCAACGGUCCGUGUUUAGUUCCUCCACCCCCAAACCCGAUCACUGGUCUGUUAGGUGGUUGUGGUGAUUUCCCUGGUUUCCCAGGCGCAUUUCCACUUAGUGCAGGUUUGGGGGGUACAGAUAUUGGUAGACCGCCUUCAUCGAUCCCACCUAUAUCACAGCAACCCUGUCGAAGUUCAUCCACAGAUGAUGCUGGGGGAGUUGGAAGCCGACAGAACAAUUCGAGCGGAAUGCAACUAGGAUCUAAUUUCCCCGGCCUUCCUCAUUCUGGUUUAUCUGCACUAGCCAACCCUCUAUUGCUUCCUCCACCUACAACUCCAACUACACCUGGUGGGAAUUCCGGCCACAGUAACUCAGCCUCAAUAAGUGGUUCAGUUGCAGAUGAAAAAAGGCGCAAGCUUAACGACCCCAAGGAAAGUGGACACGAAAAUGGUAACUGGCGAAUGAAUGAUGAUAUGCGCUCUAUCGCGGAAAGAGGUUCAAAUCUUGGUGGUACCGGUCGUCGAAGUGGCAGCAGUCGUCAGCCUCUCAAUCUUAGUCCUCAACUUGGUUCUGGACACAAUACAACUUACCCAACCACCUCAAGUGCACCUGCAGUUGGUACAGUUAGUGCAAAUUCUGGGCGUCCACCUCAAACAUCCGAAAUUACACCUUCAACCCGAUGGAAACAGUCAUCCAAAAAUGUUCAAUCUGGACCAGGUGCAUAUUCGUUCAUUGUAUUGCCUAAUGGGCAAACUCGACCCUGUGCAUUGGCUUCUGCCCCUGGAGCAACUACUGCUCAAGGUUUACCUCGCCGACUUCAGCACCUUGCCAGCUUACCACAUGGUGACGUGGUUUGUGCUGUUACUUUAGGCCCUUGUCCAGUAGGACGUGCUUCCUCACUCGCUACAGCCGAUGCCUGUCUUGGAUCUCGCAACACUGGAAGUGAUACAGACAGUGUUACUGUUGGUUCUCCAGGUUCAAAUGCUAUUGCGUCAGUUCCCACCCACUUUGCUUAUACUGGUGCUCGAGGUAGCGUCAAAUUAUGGGACCUCGCGUCAAUUAGUGCUAGCUCUGCAACUGCGCCCCUAACCAGUAGAGAUAUCUCUCCCCUCGCUACUUUUGAUUGUUUAUGCUACGAUAGUUAUGUCCGAUCCAUCAAGCUUUUCCCGGAUGUCACGGGACUCAUAGUUGGUGGUGAAUCUAAUGCACUCACUGUUUGGGAUUUGAACGGUCCUGGACGACGCAAGGCUGAAUUAACGUUUGAAGCACCUGCAUGCUAUGCACUUGCUUUAUCGCUUGACGGAAAGUUGGCGUACAGUUGCUGUUCAGAUGGUCAGGUUACUGUUUGGGAUAUACAUAAUCAAAGUAUCGUUCAUCAGUUUCAUGGACAUGUUGAUGGUACAUCAUGUGUUGAAAUCACUUCAGAUGGUAACCGAUUAUGGACCGGUGGUUUGGAUCAUAAAGUGCGAUGUUGGGAUAUUCGAGGGAAUCCUUCACGAGAUAUCUACCAUAUUGAGUUCAAAUCACAAGUAUUUUCACUUGGUUUAUCUUCCCACGUAACUCCUACUCGUCGUCAAGCCGAGUCUGUUUCUCCAGUCUCAGUGGAUGGCGAAUCCACUUCCAGCGGUGGUGGAGCUGGAGGAGGUAAUCGGGAUGCAGCUAGUCCCCAAUCAUUUGUCAGCGGAAACGUCAAAUUAUCAUCAAAUGAAAGUUGGUUGGCGGUAGGUUUGGAGUCGUCUGAAGUGGAAGUUUUGGCUAUUGGACCAGAAGGACCAUCUGUAUCCGCAUGCUCUGGCAAUUACAGUAUGUCACAUGAGGAAUCUGGAAGUGGUAGUGGAAACCCCUCGCCUGUAUCUCAUCCUACUACAUCCAACCAGCCGCAACAUUUCCGUCUUACUCAUCACGAAAGUUGUGUUCUUGCUUUAAGAUUUGCCCACCAUGCGGAUUGGUUCCUUACAACAGGGAAAGAUCAUCAAGUCAAUGCAUGGCGUACGCCAUAUGGCGCUUGCCUUCUUGAAACCAAGGAGGCUGCAUCGGUUUUGACAUGUGACAUAUCACUGGACGACAAAUUUGUGGUUACAGGUUCUGGAGAUAAGCGUGCAAAUCUAUAUGAAGUUAUUUUUACAUCUCAACGAUAA